CCCCAGCUUCCGUCGUUCCUGGCUCGGAACUGAAGUGUAUCUCUAGCUGAUGUUUAAUAAAUCUCACGAUGGUGGCUGAAACCUUAGGCCUAGAAAGUUCUUCAAUAUGGGUGCUGGCACUGUUGGGAACUUUUACAGUAACUGUUCUUGGGCUGGUGCACAAACUAGGACUGAUUUAUCAAUUCUGGCAUCAGGUGGACCCUAAAAGUACCCGGCACGGUGGGGAGAUAGUGGCAGAGGUGCUGAAAGCUCAUGGUGUGCGCUACUUAUUCACGCUGGUGGGUGGACACAUCUCCCCCAUUUUGGUGGCUAGUGAGAAAUUGGGCAUUCGUGUUGUGGACACAAGGCAUGAAGUGACUGCUGUAUUUGCAGCAGAUGCAGUGGCCAGGCUCUCAGGAACAGUGGGAGUUGCUGCAGUGACAGCAGGACCUGGAGUAACAAAUACUGUGACAGCUAUGAAAAAUGCCCAAAUGGCAGAAUCUCCCGUGUUGUUGAUUGGAGGGGCAACAGGCACAUUGCAAAAGGGCCGAGGAGCUCUCCAAGAUAUUGAUCAAUUAUCUCUAUUCAAGCCACUCUGCAAAUUCUGUGCUUCAGUGAACACUGUCAAAGAUAUUGCUCCUGUGCUGCGAAAAGCAAUUGCAGUUGCCCAAUGUAACACUCCAGGCCCUGUGUUUGUGGAGUUUCCUUUGGAUAUUCUGUAUCCUUAUUAUUUGGUUGAGAGAGAGAUACUUAGGAAUGUUUUUCCCAAGAGCCUGAAAGGAAAGGUCGUGAACUGGUUUCUGCACAAUUAUUUGAGAAACCUGUUUGCUGGAGCUUGGGAAGCACAAGACCUUUCACCUCUACCAGUGAACAUGCCAGAAGCCACAGAAGCACAGGUGCAGCAAUGUGUGGAGCUGAUCAGCAGGGCUAGGAAGCCAGUCAUACUACUUGGCAGUCAAGUGACCCUCCCUCCAAUUCCAGCAAUCAAGCUUAGAGAAGCUUUAGAAGAACUGGGGAUUCCAUGUUUCCUGGGAGGCAUGGCCCGUGGCAUGCUGGGAAAGAACAGUCCAUUGCAUAUUCGUCAAAACCGGCGUGAGACUCUCAAGGAGGCAGAUCUGGUUAUUCUGGCAGGCACAGUCUGUGAUUUUCGCCUGUUAUAUGGGCGUGCCUUGAGCAAGUACAGCAAAAUCAUUGCUGUUAACAGAAAUCGGGAGCAACUGUUUAAAAAUGCAGAUUUUCACUGGACACCGAAUAUAGCCAUAAAAGGGGAUGCUGCAUUGUUCCUUGUGUACUUAAACCAAAAGCUGAAAGGCUACUCAUGUCCUCAGGAUUGGGUAAUGAGUUUGAAGGAGGCUGAUCAGAAGAAGGAGAAAACAAACAGAGAGAAGGCAGAAGAACGGACAGAGCAGCAUCUUAACCCACUGAAGCUCUUGCAUCAUGUAGAUUACUUGCUUCCUGAAGACAGUGUACUAGUUGCAGAUGGAGGUGAUUUUGUAGCAAGUGCUGCCUAUAUUAUAAAGCCAAGGGGACCACUAUCUUGGCUAGAUCCAGGGGCUUUUGGAACUUUGGGAGUUGGGGGUGGAUUUGCCUUAGGAGCCAAGCUCUGCAGGCCUGACUCAGAGGUGUGGAUCUUAUAUGGAGAUGGCUCUCUUGGAUUCAGCAUCAUGGAAUUUGAUACUUUUGUGCGACACAGGGUAACUAUCAGCUUGCCCAGUUUCUAG
This is a messenger RNA of Protobothrops mucrosquamatus (brown spotted pit viper), 1700 nucleotides long. RefSeq names its product acetolactate synthase-like protein. Gene Ontology annotation, cellular component: acetolactate synthase complex. Gene Ontology annotation, molecular function: magnesium ion binding; acetolactate synthase activity; flavin adenine dinucleotide binding. The coding region runs from base 69 to 1700 and encodes 543 amino acids. The record is from RefSeq and is a predicted model, not a curated record. Lineage: Eukaryota; Metazoa; Chordata; Lepidosauria; Squamata; Viperidae. The transcript is spliced from 14 exons. Gene Ontology annotation, biological process: L-valine biosynthetic process.